Messenger RNA from Symbiodinium pilosum, 555 nucleotides. NCBI's taxonomy places the organism in Eukaryota, Dinophyceae, Suessiales, Symbiodiniaceae. The record is from the annotation of a GenBank genome assembly.
GCGCCGAGGGCGUGCAGGCAGCGGAUUGCCACGUCCGAAAGUUGGCGAGCAUGCCGAACGCCAAUGAGUCUGUAGAAGAGCUGUACCGAAAGCGUGCUCAAGAUGAGGAUGCAGUGCCGCCACUGCAACGACAAACUCACUCCAUGCCGGACUUGCAAAGCGGCAUUCACAACACGGAGGCAUCAAGGCAAUACAAUGAUGAUGUGGAUCGAUGGCUCCGGAGACUUCUAGUCGACGUCAACAUCUCGCACAAGUCUUUGCCGUCUGUGCCGGCGCAGCGUCAAAUCUGCACCCAUUUGGACAAGGUGCACAACUGGUUUGACCGAAGCCGAUGUGCUGCCCGAGACUUGAUGGAGAGUGCUGGGGCCAAGAAGCCCCCUGGAGCAAAGCCACCGAUGCAGGCUGGCAUCUACCUCCCUGCCGGCAGUCCGCCGCUGCCUGGGUCGGUGAAGUGGCAGGGCCCCGAGCCAAAACAGAUCGUGAAGGCAGCGAAGAGCGAUGCCAAAUCACAGCGUCAUCCCAACGAGUACAAAGAAGAGGCGGCCGUUGACGAUA